Molecule: messenger RNA, 1551 nt
Organism: Papaver somniferum (opium poppy)
Lineage: Eukaryota; Viridiplantae; Streptophyta; Magnoliopsida; Ranunculales; Papaveraceae
Exons: 2
Coding region: 468-1319 (283 amino acids)
Source: RefSeq, a predicted model, not a curated record
UUUUCUAUAAACCCAUUUUUCUAGUUUGUCUUAUACAAAGAUACUCUCUCCAAUAAACUGGUACCUCAUUAACAGUCUUGUAAAAUUGAGGCGAUCGGCUCAGUGUUUGAUUUUCUACAUACUCACUUUUCUUAACACCCGGUAUGCUAAUUCAGUAGACUCGGUCGGUUGAGCAAAGAACAGCCCCCCUUCUCCUUCUCCAGUUGAUAGUUGGUACUAGAAACCGGGUUAUAUUGCACCAAAUUACAGCUCCUUCGUUGACUUCGUAGGUUUGCCAAACUAAGUCAAACGCCUUUUCUCUCUGCUCUCAAGUCGACUACAUUUCUGACGACCAAUCUUGUUACCGGACAAAGCAUAUAUAGAGAUGAGAGAUUAAUGAAUAGAGCUCUAGUCCAAUAAUACAAAACUCAUACUCAACAGUCUCAACUAGGCUUCUAUUCUUCUUCAUAUACAUCUGCUCAAGAUUAAUGGCACCUCAUCAUCAUUCAGUCAUCAACCACCCCUGUCAUCCCAAGCAUCCUCUCUCGCUCCUCUCUUCUCCACCCUAUCCUGGAGGAAUUUUUAACUGCGAUGCGUGUAGUCGUCCAGACAAGGGAUUCUGUUACCAUUGCAAAGAGUGCAAACUCGAUUUUCACGUUCAUUGCGCUUCUUUGCCUCUUUCUGUAAACCACAAUUCUCAUCCUCAACACCAUCUUACCCUAACAUAUGAAAUCCCUUAUCCAACCAAAGACUUUUCUUGCGAUAUUUGCAAGAACUCAGGAUCAAAGUGUUGGAUAUAUCGCUGUAAUUAUUGCGCGUUCGAUGCUCAUUUGAAUUGUGCAACGACCGCGGGUUCCACAUCCAUUCAGCGGAGUGUUUCUGUUCAGCAAUCACAGCCUGUGUUUCAACAUCAAGUUUCUGUUCAGCAAUCGCAGCCUAUGUUUCAACAUCAAGUUUCAUUACCAGGUUACAAUCAGCAAACACGUCAAGUAGUGCUUCAAAACCAUAACUCAUUUCCUGGUCCGGCACAGGCAAGGACCAAAGCUGCACCAACAGGGUACAACUGUGCGCCAAAUCAGAACCAGAAUUACUAUGCCAUGAAUGGCAAUCAACCAGGUUUUGGUCCACCAGCUCGUGCACAGCAGGCUAAUUUUCAAAAUCAACUUGGUAAUAAUCCUUCAAUGGGUGCAUCAAUGACUCAAGGGUUUUAUAAUGGUGUAGGACAACAGGCAGGGCAAACAUUCAUGCAGAGCAUGUUGGGGGGGUCAUCAUUAGGUGGUGGGAAUGACGAGUCGUCAUCAUCAUCUGCUUCUUCUUUGCUGAAACUUUUUCUAUUUUAGGGGCAAUGUUUUUUUUUGUAAUGUGGUUGCUAAUGUGUAAAGUUGAUAGCAUGUCUCAAAGGACUUGGGCUAAAGCAGGGCCAAAAUGUUUAUGUGUGUCUGUUUCAACUUUCUAGAUGUUUAAGUUUAAGUCAUGAAUCCCUCAUUUUAUGAUUGAUAGGAAUAUUGUUGAAUUUUUUGGGCACUACAAAAAAAAAAAAUUAAAUGAAAUAUUAUUGCUACCUAAACUAGA